CUCCUCCCACUGCUCACCCUGUAGAUCCUGUCGUCAGCGAGCUGUUGCAGAUUACGGGCGUUGGGAAAUAAUCGGACUGGUUCUUGGAAUUGUGGAACUCAAGGGAAGUAAAACACAGCGAGACAUUGGAAUCAGACGAACAACUCAACCAAGACGCAGGAAGCAAGACAAUUGUGAAAAUGGUUGACGUUCUGAAGAAUAUUGGAAAUAACCUGACACCAAACCAACUCCCACCACCACAGGUGCUACCCAGUGGUCCUGAAUUGGUGCAAUAUGUGGAAAAUGGUCCUUUGAACCAAACCAUAGCGAAAAUGCUUACUCAGAAUAGUGCCGGAGUACAGGAAAUGCUCAAAGCAAAGUUCAAGUUCCUGGGUGCGACAGAGAUCGUGACUGGUAUAAUCGGCAUAAUCAUUGGAAUAGUGAAAAUGUGCAUUGAAUCAGGUCGAAAUCGCUACUUUGACUUUGCCCUAGUAAUCGGGACACCCUGGUGGACUGGAGUUCUAUUUGUUACUGCAGGGUCACUUGCUGUAGCUGUUGAGAGAAUACCAACUGUACCUAUGAUCAGAGGCUGUAUAACACUUCACAUCAUCAGUGCUAUUUCCUGCGUCCCAGCGACAAUAAUAUAUGCCAUAAGCCUUGCAGUUGAACCACGUUGCUUUCAUUCAGCUUCCUGUUCUAAAUAUGAGGGUGCAAUUGCAUGCUUUGCCAUACUUCUCCUGUUGACACUGCUUAAUGCAGCAAUAUCUAUUGCAGUCUCAAGCUUCAACUGCAAAGCACUGAACUGUUGUGGCACAACAUCAGUGCCAAUUAUUGUUGUGUACAACAACACAUCUGAACAACUGGUUCCGUUGCAGCAGUUAUAUGCGAACACUCCUCCCUAAAUUGUGACAGCAAUGAAAAAUAUGUGCACUGAAUAAUAGUUUCUGUUGAAAUUCUGAUUAGAACAAAUUACUACAUCUGAGUUUGGUGCAACAUUAUUCUAAUGUGUGUAAAUAUGCAGAAUUUUAUUCAUUUUGUUCCUGUGUUAAUUUCACGAUGUCACCAAGGCCUCGUGUCUUGCCCAAAUGCACAUUAUCUGAAGAAGGCUGCAGUGAGCUUCCUAGUCUUGGUUGGUUUCAAUCACAUGAAGAGUCAACUACUUACGGUGAGCUACAUUUCCAUAUAGGCAAUGUAAUAUGUGUGGUGGACAAGUGAGAGAAGUCAGAGUCGAUGAAGUGUGGCGCUGAAAAAGGCACAGCAGGUCAGGCAGCAUCUGAGGACCAAGAUAAUCAAUAUUUCAGGCAUAAUCCUUCAAUACGACCAGUCCUGUUAGGCCUGAAACAUUGGCUGUCUUGCCCUCAGAUGCUGCCUAACUAGCUGUGCCUUUUCCACCACCACACUUUAUCAACUAUGACUCUCCAGCAUCUGCAGUCCUCACUAUCUCUGAGGUGAGAGAAGUGGGCAGGCUUCCUACAGUGUAAGGAAUUAGCAAACCAAUUCUAUUGUUCCAAACACCCAGACAUUUAAGAGCGAUUUAUUUUGAUAUAUUCAAUUCAAUUUUAUGACUUGCUGUAAUGUCUGCACCAUGCCAAUGUACUAUUUAUACUUUGUUCUCUUUGUGGUCUACAAUCAAGCAACCUUCCAUUUCUUGUAGACUAGCUCUUAGGAGUGGACCACACAUUAUACACAUCCACAUUCAUUGAAAACAUAACAUAAAACUGUUUUUUUACUUGCAGACAAACUUCCAUCAAAAGUCAAAACCCAUAGCACAGUGCUAGUCCAACACAUCAACAAAUAGCAGACUGUUACUCAACCAUAAAAUGUAAACUGCAACAGGAUCCAAUAACAAAUAGAAUCGAGUCUCUCCAGUAGCCUGGAGAGGAAAGUCAUAAUGUUAAUCAUAAUAUUAAAUUCAAAAAUUGUAAUUGAGACAUUUAAAAACAGUUCAGAAUAAAGUAACCCAAAACAUAUUAAAUAAUAAUAUCCACUAAGUUAACUCAAGAUAUCAAUAUAAAUGAUGCACAAAAUAAUUUGAACAUGUUAAUAAGUAACCGUAAAACCAAUAAACAGACAAAGAUGAACAAAUGAUUUGGAGCUGAACAAAUGAUCAGCCUAUCACCUGAUGAAGGAGCAUCACUCUGAAAGCUAGUGUGCUUCCAAUUAAACCUGUGGGACUAUAACCUGGUGUUGUGUGAUUUUUAAAGAUGAAUAAAGUAAGGGAAUUACAUUGCUUUUGGACUAGUUCAACUCCGAGAUUAUUUUACUUUGCUAUAGUUCAAUAGAUUUGUUAACUUGAGAUUCACCAAUCUCCCUCAUGUGUUUCACCUUACCAUAGUACCAUGUUGUAGUCCUGAACAAAGAAUAAUAUGAAACAGAAAAUGAUAAAAGGAAUGGUUUAGAAAUUAAUGCUGUUUUUCAAUCAACUUCAAUCAUAUAUAAUGGGGAUGAUGGAAGAGACUCCUCUGCAAAUUACACUUCUAUGACAAAGCCUGGAUUUUCUGAUGUUGCUGUAUUUAGUAAAUGUGCACAUAGAUAAAAAUCUCUACUUUUCAGACUUUGAAAAUACUGAAUGGAGUAACAAUAAACAUACAAUGUAUUUCAUGACAA
Chiloscyllium plagiosum (whitespotted bambooshark) is the source of this 2586-nucleotide messenger RNA. RefSeq names its product membrane-spanning 4-domains subfamily A member 4A-like. The record is from RefSeq and is a predicted model, not a curated record. Lineage: Eukaryota; Metazoa; Chordata; Chondrichthyes; Orectolobiformes; Hemiscylliidae. Gene Ontology annotation, cellular component: membrane.